Molecule: messenger RNA, 743 nt
Organism: Cladocopium goreaui
Lineage: Eukaryota; Dinophyceae; Suessiales; Symbiodiniaceae
Source: the annotation of a GenBank genome assembly
GUGCGUCUCUGCCCACGCACCGCGCCUCCUCCAGUUCGGCCGGGGCGAAUCCGGCAGCGACGUCCAUGCGCGUGGAGUCUGUUUCGGUAGUGGCCUUGGAACGACCGGAGGACGGGGGCCUCUUGUUGCGCGUUCUGCCCAACGUGGUGGCGCGCCCCGUCGAGAGCGAGCCAGGCAGUCUCUCGGCGCCCAUUAGCCUGGCGGAAGAGCAGGAUCAGGAGUGGGAACUGCCGCCCGAACCUGCCUGUGAUGCCUUUGUCUCCAGACUCCAGGCCUCCACCCGCGUGGAAGCGUUGAGUGGUGGGCACUGCGUGAUUUGUGCCGAAGACAUCUUGGAGGAUUGUAUCCGACGCUGGUUGACGCGAAGACACACCUGUCCGACCUGUAGGAUGGAGCUCGAGGUCGAUGAUGUGAGGUAUCUGCGCAGCAUCGGACUCAAGGAGGAAGCGGAGGCAUUAGAGAAGGUGAAAAGAGAGCGCUUGGCCCUGGAACAACAGCAGCAGGCGGCUGAACGCCGACGCUGGGUGGAGUCCAUGCGGCGUGGAGAAGCAGUUCACUUUGGCCUGGCUUGUGGCGCUUGCGCCAUUUCGCCCAUGGUCCGGGAGUGCUUUCGCUGCAAGGACUGCGAGGACUUCAUGAUGUGCUCCGAAUGUCAUAAACACCGGGAGGAAUGGCAUGCGCCCAGCCAUCAAUUCACCUCCUUCGGCGUGCCCUGUCCGGAGUCCUGGCCUGCCAUCGGAAUC